AAGAACUUAACCGGGUGAAAAAGAAACUCCCUUAAUUUUUCCAUCCCUACUUUAAGUCUUUGAAAUAGAAAAAGUCCCACAUUUUAAUAAUGAGUUUCCUUUCAUAUCUUCAUUCCAUUUUCAACAAGAAAAAAACUAGUGAUUUGAAGGAGAAGCUGAAUGAAGCUGCGGCGUUGACGCGGUUUGGAUUGUAAUUUGUACCCAUCAUCAACAACUUCUUUUCUCACUACUUGGUUUCUUAUUGGAACAAUGAACGAGGAAAUUGCUCCAACCAAUAUAGGAAUAAUAGCAAAACCAACAAACUUCACAGCUUCUUCAACCCAGGAGCAACAUGUAACUGUGGCUACCGAGAGUUAUGAGACAACAUGUUGGGGUUGUGGACUGCGUCUUUUGCUUCCAUCUCAUGCACCGGUUUUCAAAUGUGGCUGGUGCGGGGCCAUAACAAAUCAGGGCAAACAGCAAUGUGACAAGCAGGGCCAUAGAUGGAGACUACUGCGGGAUCGAUGCAUUCUUACUAUGGUCUUCGUGUUUAUGCUCUUUCUAAUAUUUGGCGGGGUGUGGGCAAUUUAUCCCGUCGUAUAUUCUUUCAGUCUUUUUGGGAUUUUCCACUCUUUCGUUACAGUGACCUUGGCCGUAGCUACCAUUUCAUCUUUCAGCCUUUCAGCAUUUCGUUGUGCCGGCACACCACCAAACUUAGUGUGGGGAAGCUACCCCACUGUACGAAAUGGUGACCUUGAAAAUUAUACCUUCUGUCAUUACUGCUCAAAACCGAAGUCGCCCAGAACUCAUCACUGUCGCUCGUGUGGAAAAUGUAUACUCGACAUGGAUCACCACUGCCCAUUUAUCGGGAACUGUGUCGGUGCAGCUAAUCACCACAGCUUCAUCGCCUUCCUUAUAUCAGGAUUGUUAAGCACCAUCUAUAUUUCUAUAGUGUCUGCACAUGCCGGCUUGCAUACAUGGCCACCAUUGACAUACUCCAUCGGACGCAUACACGGGACCACUAACGAAAUUCUAGCUUGGAGAAUUAUAAAAGAAACUUUUUUCGCCUUCCUGAGAUCUGUGCUGCUUCUCUCCACCAGAGGGUUUAUUCUGGUUUAUCUAUUUACUGCAAGUAUUUCAAUGAUGUUAGGGUUGAGUGUUCUUCUAUGGCAGCAGCUACGGUUUAUUUACGAGGGGGAAACUUACUUGAGUCACCUAUGUUCGCAAGCGUAUAAUGGUGACGGAAAGAAGGAUUGCCAAAAUCUUGUUAGGUUUUUUGGUUUUCCGUAUUCUGUACAACGCUUUUUGCCCAGGUUCGUUGUUACUCUAAAGAGACACAUAAAGGGAAAUACACAUGAUCUGUGAUCAAAGAGUUUCUUAUCUUUCUUUUCUAUUUCACAAUUUUGUAUCAUAGUAACUUCUUGAGCAUAUUUGAAAGAUAUAUCGUCAUUCAUGUUAGUUAAUUAUUGUAUCAUAGUAA
Messenger RNA from Vicia villosa (hairy vetch), 1459 nucleotides. RefSeq names its product protein S-acyltransferase 11-like. The coding region runs from base 250 to 1344 and encodes 364 amino acids. The record is from RefSeq and is a predicted model, not a curated record. The transcript is spliced from 5 exons. Gene Ontology annotation, molecular function: palmitoyltransferase activity. NCBI's taxonomy places the organism in Eukaryota, Viridiplantae, Streptophyta, Magnoliopsida, Fabales, Fabaceae.